Acanthochromis polyacanthus (spiny chromis) is the source of this 6072-nucleotide messenger RNA. RefSeq names its product short transient receptor potential channel 7. Gene Ontology annotation, biological process: manganese ion transport; calcium ion transmembrane transport; regulation of cytosolic calcium ion concentration. The coding region runs from base 164 to 3190 and encodes 1008 amino acids. Gene Ontology annotation, cellular component: cation channel complex; membrane. Gene Ontology annotation, molecular function: inositol 1,4,5 trisphosphate binding; protein binding; store-operated calcium channel activity. The record is from RefSeq and is a predicted model, not a curated record. NCBI's taxonomy places the organism in Eukaryota, Metazoa, Chordata, Actinopteri, Pomacentridae. The transcript is spliced from 12 exons.
GUGCUGUCUAAUUAGUGCGCGCACUCUCGCGUAAAGGUGGAAGCUGGUGGACGCUGAGCGGCUCAGAGGAAACUUGUGCAAUGGAAACUUUGGCAGAUAUCGCCAAAUGUCUGUCACAUAGCUGAAAUAAUUUCAAAGUAUAUGGUCCAAACGAACUCUCCCAAUGUCUGACGAAGGAGAAGAAAGCGACAGCGGCGAGAGAGUGCGUCUCUCCGAGUCUCCCUCCCCGCCUCUGUCUCUCGGUCUUCCCCGAGGAUCUCCUUCCUCUCCGCGGCCCCUGAACCUCUUCUCCUCCGCCUCUCCGCUGCUGGGGGACACGGACCCGCCUUACCUCGCCACUCCGGAGUGUCUUCACCCGUCUCCAGAGAACAGGGAACUCGGGGACUCCACACACUUCACACCACCAAAGUUCCGCCGGCGCACCGGGGACACCGGCUCUCCACUUCGGUCUCGGCCGGCUGUGCGGAUAGAGGAGGCGCACGACCACUACGAUGAGCCUUUUUCCAAGUGGAGAGGACGAGGCGCGGCGAACGCUGAUCGCUUUCAGCACCGCGGACAGAGACUCCAGCGGGCUCCGGAGCUCUCGGACUACGGGAACCACCACUCUGUUGAGCACAUAGACACCGACUUCAACUCUGAAACCCGCCAAACGGUGGAGGCCAUGCACCGCCGGCACACCACACUGAGGGAGAAGGGGCGUCGACAGGCAGUGCGGGGUCCAGCCUACAUGUUCAAUGAGCGUGGCUCGCCACUCACUGCAGAGGAGGAGCGUUUUCUGGAUGCUGCUGAAUACGGAAACAUUCCUGUGGUCCGCAAAAUGCUGGAAGAGUCCAAAACCCUGAACUUCAACUGCGUAGACUACAUGGGCCAGAAUGCUUUACAGCUGGCAGUGGGUAAUGAGCACCUAGAAGUGACCGAGCUGCUACUGAAGAAGGAUGGUUUGGCCAGGAUUGGAGAUGGCCUGCUUUUGGCCAUCUCCAAGGGUUAUGUUCGAAUUGUUGAAGCCAUUCUCGGCCAUCCUGCUUUCGGUGGAGGUCUCCGACUGGCUCUGAGCCCUCUGGAGCAGGAGAUGCAUGAUGAUGACUUUUACGCAUACGAUGAGGAUGGAACACGUUUUUCGCAUGACGUCACGCCCGUCAUCCUGGCUGCUCACUGUCAGGAGUACGAGAUUGUCCACAUCCUUUUGACGAAGGGGGCCCGCAUAGAAAGGCCACAUGACUACUUCUGUAAAUGUUCAGAGUGUGUGGAGAAACAGAAGAAAGACUCGUUCAGCCAUUCUCGGUCCAGGAUGAAUGCGUAUAAGGGCCUGGCCAGCGCAGCCUACCUGUCACUCAGCAGUGAAGACCCUGUGCUCACCGCCCUCGAGCUCAGCAACGAGUUGGCAAGACUGGCAAACAUCGAGACAGAGUUUAAGAAUGACUACCGCAAGCUGUCCAUGCAGUGUAAGGACUUUGUGGUGGGUGUGUUGGACCUCUGUCGGAACACAGAGGAAGUUGAGGCCAUAUUGAACGGCGAUGUGGAUCAGUGUCCACCGAGCCCCUACAACCGACCCUGCCUCAGCCGCGUCAAACUGGCCAUCAAGUACGAAGUCAAGAAGUUUGUUGCCCAUCCAAAUUGCCAGCAGCAGCUGCUAACUAUCUGGUACGAGAACCUGCCUGGCCUGAGGCAGCAGUCCGUCGGGGUGAAGUGCUGGACAGUUCUCGGGGUGACAGUAGGGCUGCCCUUCCUGGCUAUCGCCUACUGGAUAAUGCCGUGUAGCAAGCUUGGUCAGAUCCUGCGAAGCCCCUUCAUGAAAUUUGUAGCUCACGCCGUCUCCUUCACCAUCUUCCUGGGUCUGCUGGUUGUCAAUGCUUCUGACCGCUUUGAGGGUGUCAAGAACCUGCCGAACGAGACCAUCACUGAUCAUCCUCGACAGGUGUUCAGGGUCAAAACCACCCAGUUCUCUUGGACGGAGAUGCUGAUCAUGAAGUGGGUGCUUGGUAUGAUUUGGUCAGAAUGCAAGGAGAUCUGGAGCGACGGGCCCAGAGAGUACAUUAUGCACCUUUGGAAUGUUCUGGACUUUGGCAUGUUGUCAAUUUUUGUGGCGUCCUUUACGGCACGCUUCAUGGCUUUUCUUAAAGCAUCUAAAGCCCAGCAGUAUGUGGACAUGCAUGUGCCAGACGAAGACCUCAGCAACGCCUCACUGCCUGACGAAGUGGCCUACUUUACUUAUGCCAGGAACAAGUGGCGCCCAUCUGACCCCCAGAUCAUCUCUGAGGGCCUGUACGCCAUCGCUGUGGUCCUGAGUUUCUCGCGCAUCGCCUACAUCUUGCCAGCCAAUGAGAGCUUUGGCCCACUGCAGAUCUCGCUGGGGCGCACAGUCAAAGACAUCUUCAAGUUCAUGGUCAUCUUCAUCAUGGUGUUUGUGGCCUUCAUGAUCGGCAUGUUCAACCUGUACUCGUACUACCUGGGAGCCAAGUACAAUCCUGCCUUCACCACGGUGGAGGAGAGUUUUAAGACUCUAUUCUGGUCAAUCUUCGGGCUGUCUGAGGUGAUCUCAGUGGUGCUGAAGUACGACCACAAGUUCAUCGAGAACAUCGGUUACGUGCUGUACGGGGUUUACAAUGUCACCAUGGUGGUAGUUCUUCUCAACAUGCUCAUUGCCAUGAUCAACAGCUCGUACCAGGAGAUAGAGGAAGAUGCCGAUGUGGAGUGGAAGUUUGCUCGAGCCAAGUUGUGGCUCUCCUACUUUGAUGAGGGCCGCACCCUCCCUGCCCCCUUCAACCUGGUUCCCAGCCCGAAGUCCUUCUACUACCUGGUCCUCCGUAUAAAAUCCUGCCUGAUUCGCCUCUGCAAAGCCAACAGCCAUCAUCAUAAUGAGCUGGAGAUGGGCAUGCUCAACUCACAGGCCAAAGAUGAACGUUUCAAGUCUUAUGCGCGACCAGGAGAGGAAUUUAUCCAGAGAAAAUCCAGAAAACACCCGACCAGAUAUCAGAACAUCAUGAAACGCCUGAUUAAGCGGUAUGUGCUAAAAGCUCAGGUGGACAGAGAGAGCGAUGAAGUCAAUGAAGGCGAGCUGAAGGAGAUCAAGCAAGACAUUUCCAGCCUCCGCUAUGAGCUCCUGGAGGAGAAGUCCCAGGCCGCUGGUGAGCUGGCUCUGCUCAUCCAGCAACUCGGCGACAAGUUUGGCAAGAACACCAUGAGACACUGACAGGACUCGCAAGAAGGGGAGAGAGGGAAGGAAGGAGGAAUAUGUGAAAGGGGGUGGUGGGGGGCAGAAAGCAGGGUCAAGCCAGGUAUUUUUAAAACUUCAAUAGUACAAGAGGCGAGAAAGAAAGGCAGGAGAGAGGAAGCAGGAUGUUUAUGAGAUUGGACAGGAUGAGUGGAGGAUGGUGGAGGAGAAGCUUGAGAUAAACAAACUGGGCAGCGGGAGGUUUUGCUACCUAAAGGUAAAAGCCGAGUGAUUUGUAUAUGCAGUGACCAAUUAGGGAGAAAUUAGGGAAGAAGAAUGCGACUGCGAUUGAACAUGAGGUGUAAGGCUCAGAGGUGAAGUAAACUCAGCUAGAGGGGCUUUGUGUUGACAGUUCAAUUCUAAUUAAAGGCGGUGUCUUCAGGGAGUGAGAAAGGAGAGGAAGAAAGAGGCUCGCAGGCUGGGUGAGAGGCAGAGGGAGACGAAUGAGAAAGCAAGCACAGUGAGAUAUGAAAAGACACCACAGGGCACAAGACUGAGGCAGCGCAACGAGGAGGACCCUACAUCCACUGCCAAGAGAUAUCAGUGUAUCACCAACUUGGAAGACAGAAAGAGGGAAACCCAGAGAAGGGAGGAUGCAGAGAGAGGCCUGGAAGGGAAGGGGGACAAGUAAGAGAGAUAUCUUUAAAAAAAAACUGUCACUGUUAUUCACACCAGGAAGGCUGGCUUUGCUUCUGUGUCUUCACGGUGAUGCCUGUCCAGAUACUGCACACACCUUUAUACACCAGGCUAUCUAAUUAAAUGCAUUUCCAUCCAUAAUGCACAACUUCUGAUCAGGAGUCAGAGGAUUCAGGAAAAAGCCGGAAAGCAGGAAUUAUGCAGUCAUUUAAGAGUAAAUAAAGAAACUGCUCAAAUAUUUAAAUAUUAUCCUUUCAUCUUAAUGUCACUCAGAGUGUUAUGUGUUGCAGCUCCAUGUGAACUGUCUCCAAGAGGUCUAUGCUACAGGAAAAUGUCUUUGUAGAGUUGCAAAAAGGGGCAAUAAAAUCACUCCAGACAGCAUCUCUUUUACCUCAUUCAUCCUGCUGCAAGUACCGGGUAAAUCUUGAAUAAAAUAUAUAAAUAGGGUAUGCGAAAAGUUGAAUUGGAAGAUUUCACAAGAUCCCGCUCCCUUUAUGUUCAAAAUUUAGGUGCCGCGUGUGUUUGAACAACUUUGAACCAGCGUGUUAAAACGUGACCUAGAUAACUGCUGUGUAUAGUCACUUCUUCUUUGUGCCUUUGCAGCACUAAGGGUCUCUAAAAUAGUCACCAAAAAUGACACAUCCUCGAGGAGUUGUGUUUUCAGCAGUAAAAUCCAGGAGGUCAGUGUUUAGGUGAUGCACAUGAAGGUAGCUAAACUGUUCUGCCUAAUUGCUUUAGGGCAGCCAGAUUUUUGUGAGAUGAGAAAGUCUCAGAGAUGCAGAGAUACAUUUAUGAAAGCACUGGUUUGGCAGUAAAACUGGGAUUCUGCUGCAGACGCUGUGUGGAGUCAUUCUAUGGUCUGUUUUUUUUUUCUUCUUUUAUUCAGAGACCUAUUUGACACACUGCUGCACAAACGAAAGUAUUGUCUUAUACUUCACCAGAGACCAAUUAAAAUUUGAGAAAAGGGUGAUCCUUAACAAAGCACAGUUUGAUAAACUGCUAAUUUUCCACUAAUAACUGAGGUCUUUUUUCUUGUGCAGAGAGGAAACCUUGACCACCUGUUUACACCAAACAAAGUACAGAUACAAUUAGGGUGCUAAACAUUCUGUUGAGCUGUCGUAUCAGCAACCUUAUCCAUCUUUCAUGUGACUGCAGCCCACCAUUGGAUUUGAAAGCAACAAAUUCACUUUAAUCUGUCAUUUAGAUUCAGUCAGAUCCCCAAACCUAAACCUAUUCAGGAUUUUAACAACCUGAAUUAGAUUUUAAUAUAUGAAUAGAAUGCUUUGGCCCUCUAUUUACUUCAUACUUGAUCCCUAAAGUUGAGUGUCUGAUUUGAACAUCCAGAUGCUGGCUGAACCCUGGUGUUUCAGUGUUGACGUUUGAAAAAUUCAUGUUUCAUGAGACGGUUUUGGGAUUUUAAAUUUAAUCAAUAGGCUGGAGAAGUUCCUUCAAGAAUCCUGCAGUGGAUGUAGAAAGCUAGAAUACAUGAUAGAGUCCAUUCCUUCCAAAACUAAAAUGAUAGCACCAAAAAUGACAUAUUAUCAACCUAUAACACCACAUUGAUAGUAUUUUCUUAUUGUGUGGAUGCUACCAAAAGUCAUUAGCUCCCGUAGGGAAGGAUCAGCAGGGGCCUACUGCACCUAUUAACGUGUUUAGAAGGGUGUAAUUUGUUUUGAUGGAUUUUUAAAAAAUCAGUUCUUGUUCAUCUUAUCAUCUUCAUCUUUUAUGGAAAACAAUCUAAAUUUGAAUCUGUAUUUAAUUAGCUAAGAGAACAUUAAAAGCCUAAACUCACAAUAGGUGUGUCAGGCCCACACAUACUUCUUAACGCCAUUAAUGUAGCAUUAGUUAUGCAUCAGAAGGCUUUAAACAUAGUUGAAAAGUUUGUCUUUUAACAGAUAUGAUUUUUCUCAACCUAUAGUGACCAAAUGUGUUUAAGAUACACAAAUGUUAUUUAGAGUUGGGUUUUCAUUUGAAUCAGUAGUUGGACUUGUAUCUUUAUUUAUUCGUAUUAGGUGUGAGAGCUGCUAAUUAUUUUCUGUGUGCAGAACCAGACAAAUAAUGAGAAGACUCCUGAAGAAUGUUUCAUGAUUCCCCACGCUUGGAAAACAAAAUUACCUGAAAUACUGUAUUUUUAAUUUGUACGCAAGAAAUAUUGAUUAAAUUGAAAUCUUGUACUGUAUAUUGUCAUAUUUUUGAUCCUUAAAUUAAACAGAAUAAGCUCUAAA